Molecule: messenger RNA, 855 nt
Organism: Acanthamoeba castellanii str. Neff
Lineage: Eukaryota; Discosea; Longamoebia; Acanthamoebidae
Product: Lgalactose-1-phosphate phosphatase
Exons: 7
Coding region: 1-855 (284 amino acids)
Biological process (GO): inositol metabolic process; signal transduction; phosphatidylinositol phosphate biosynthetic process
Molecular function (GO): inositol monophosphate 1-phosphatase activity
Source: RefSeq, a predicted model, not a curated record
AUGACCUCCCACAGCACAGCCGACCUCCAGCGCUACCUUGAAGUUGCUCUCAAGGCGGCCGACGCCGCAGGUCUGCUCGUGAAGGAGCGAUUCCAUAGCGCGCAAGACAAGCUGGUGCAGGAAAAGAGCGCGGUUGACCUCGUCACCGAAGUCGACGUCGCUGCCGAGAAGACGAUCAUCGGAAUGCUGAAGGAGGCCUUCCCGGAGCACUGCUUCCUGGGCGAGGAGAGUGGCGGCUCGGCCGGCGAGGAGCGCCUGUCGGACGAGCCCACGUGGAUCAUCGACCCCAUCGACGGCACCACCAACUUCGUGCACACGUAUCCGUUCGUGGCCGUGUGCAUUGGUUUGGCGAUCAACAAGCAGACCGUCGUCGGCGUCGUCUACAACCCCGUGCUCGAGGAGAAGUACACAGCGAUCCGUGGCGGUGGUGCGUUCCUGAACGGCAAGCCCAUUAGCGUCUCCAGCGCCCCCGAGAUCGGCCAGGCGGUGGUGUCCACCAACAUCGGCUACGGCCGCUCGCGCGAGGUGACCGACUUCAUGCUGGGCAACGUGCGCGUCCUCCUCGAGCACAACGUGCGCGGUCUUCGCAUGACCGGCUCUGCGGCCACCCUGAUGUGCGACGUGGCGAUGGGCCGUCUGGACUGCUACUUCGAGUGGGGCGUGCACGCGUGGGACGUGUCGGCGGCGUCGAUCAUCAUCGAGGAGGCCGGCGGCGUGUGCAUCUCGCCCACCGCCACGUCGGCCGUCACCGACCAGCUGAACCUCACCGCCAGGUCGAUGCUGUGCGGCCCCAAGGCCAUCGUCGAGGCCCUCUUCCCGAUCCUCAACAAGGGCUGGAGCGCCGAAUGGAAAUGA